This is a messenger RNA of Lucilia sericata (common green bottle fly), 708 nucleotides long. RefSeq lists its product as uncharacterized. NCBI's taxonomy places the organism in Eukaryota, Metazoa, Arthropoda, Insecta, Diptera, Calliphoridae. The coding region runs from base 154 to 708 and encodes 184 amino acids. Gene Ontology annotation, molecular function: protein binding. The record is from RefSeq and is a predicted model, not a curated record. The transcript has a single exon.
UCUGUGUGAAUAUAUAAACCAACACUAGUGCAGUGCUUUUACAACAAUAUUAUACAAUCGUACGAAAAAGUUGUAAAAAUACGAACUUUUGCGAAUAGAUAAACAAUUGCGUACUACAUUUGGGUCAAAACAACAACAACACUAACGACAACAAUGAAUCUACAAGGUUUCGAUAAACUUGCAACAAACCUAGAAAUAAUGCAAUCGAUUUUUCAACAUUUAAACUUUGAGGAACAAUUAAGACUAGCGCAAGUUUCUCAGCAAUUGAAAUAUAUCUUUAGGAAUUUUAUAUGGAAAGUUGAUUAUGCGAAAAUUUGCAUUAUUAAACAUCCUCCAAAUUUUCAUGUAAAAAAUGAAACUGAUUUAAAUAAAUUGAAAUUAACAGCUACAGAAUUUGCAGAAUUUUUAAGGCACUAUGGUAACGAUAUAAAAGAACUUGAUGAGAAAUGUGAUCCUUGGUUAGAUAUAAGGAAAUUUCCCAAUCUGACCUCUUUAAGUUAUAGUAAUAUGACUUUAACUAAGCCACAAAUACAAUGUGUGGUGAGAUAUUGCAAAAACUUGGAGAAAUUUCGUAUGUAUACCUGCAGCAAUAAACAGAAAGAUAUGUUUGAAUUGGGUAGAGAUCUAGAGAUCAAAACUAUAUUGCAGAUGAAAAAAACUAACCUGGUUGUCUCUGGAGAGUUGCAUACAAUUACCCUUGAAAUAUAG